CCGAGCCUUCGACACAGCAAUAUGACCUUGGCCAUCGAUCUUCUCAACCCCUCUGUUGAACACGAAAAGCGUUCUCACAAGCUCAAGAGACUCGUGCAAUCUCCCAACUCCUACUUUAUGGAUGUUAAGUGCCCUGGUUGUUUGAACAUUAGCACUGUUUUCAGCCAUGCCCAAACUGUUGUCCUCUGUUCUUCUUGUGGUACUGUCUUGUGCCAACCCACUGGUGGUCGUGCUCGCUUGACUGAAGGUUGUUCUUUCCGUAGAAAGGCCAACUAAAGCGGUGCACUCUUUUUUCUUUUUUUCUCUCUCUCUCUUCUCUUUCUUUUUUUGUAAUGAAUAAAAAAAAAAAAGAAGAAAAAUGACACCAUAAGCUUGUUUGAUAUAAAAGAAGGAG
Molecule: messenger RNA, 394 nt
Organism: Gilbertella persicaria
Lineage: Eukaryota; Fungi; Mucoromycota; Mucoromycetes; Mucorales; Choanephoraceae
Product: 40S ribosomal protein S27
Exons: 3
Coding region: 22-276 (84 amino acids)
Biological process (GO): translation; ribosomal small subunit assembly
Cellular component (GO): ribosome; cytosolic small ribosomal subunit
Molecular function (GO): structural constituent of ribosome; RNA binding
Source: RefSeq, a predicted model, not a curated record